AUGAAGGGCGACCCCCCCGCGAGCGGCACCCUGAGCGUGGGCCAGGCCCGCAAGCUGGUGGAGCAGCUCAAGAUGGAGGCCAGCCUGGGCCGCAUCAAGGUGUCGAAGGCGGCGGCGGAGCUGUUGUCCUACUGUGACGCGCACGCCUGUGAGGACCCCCUCAUCACCCCCGUGCCCACCUCGGAGAACCCCUUCCGCGAGAAGAAGUUCUUCUGCGCCCUGCUCUGAGCGG
This is a messenger RNA of Nothoprocta perdicaria, 232 nucleotides long. RefSeq names its product G protein subunit gamma 3 (gene GNG3). The transcript is spliced from 2 exons. Gene Ontology annotation, molecular function: G-protein beta-subunit binding. Gene Ontology annotation, cellular component: heterotrimeric G-protein complex. Gene Ontology annotation, biological process: G protein-coupled receptor signaling pathway. Lineage: Eukaryota; Metazoa; Chordata; Aves; Tinamiformes; Tinamidae. The record is from RefSeq and is a predicted model, not a curated record. Bases 1 to 228 code for a protein of 75 amino acids.